AUGAGCCCCACCGGCACAUCAACCCCGACACAUCAUUCUGGUGUCUUCACCGGCAGGACCAGAAAGCGUUUUGUCUCCUAUCGACUUCGAGGAGAAUAUGAGAAGCCAUGGCUAGAGGAUCCCAAAUUCAAAAGGACAAAGUACAACAAUUACGUUGUUUACGUCUUCGUGUUCUUGGGUGUGUGUGCUGCAGGUGUCGUCGCAUACUUCCAGAUCAGACCUGCAAUAUCAGGCCCAAUAUGUCUUGUAUAUGAGGACACUUUUGAUCAGGGAAAGUUGGACGACAAAUUCUGGAACUAUGAAGUGGCUCUUGAUGGAUUUGGAACCAGGACCUUCGAUUGGACAACCACGGACAAGGCCAACGUCUACACGGACGAGAAAGGACUCCAUAUCGUGCCAACGCUUACAAAUGAGUCCACAUCCAUCACCACAGACCAAAUGUGGAACGAUUACACCCUCAAUCUCACUGCUGAUGGAACCUGCACGGAGACCCGCGCCUCGUCAUGCGUUGCUCACUCAAACUCGACCAAGGGAGAAAUGAUCCCGCCGGUCAGGUCGGCCAGGAUCAACACCAAGGGCAAGAUGGGCAUCAAGUACGGGCGAGUAGAAGUUGUCGCCAAGCUCCCCAAGGGAGACUGGCUCUGGCCUGCAAUCUGGAUGAUGCCAACGGACUCUGCGUACGGCGAGUGGCCAAGGAGCGGCGAGAUGGAUAUCAUGGAGUCUCGAGGCAAUGACGUCUCGUACCCAGGCGGCCGUAAUGUCUACUACACGACAUUGCACUGGGGCCCCAGUUCUGUCCUUGACACCUACUGGAAAACCAUGGCCGUGAGGACUCAGCGCCGAGGAGACUUCACUGAUUCAUUCCACACAUACGGACUCGAGUGGACGGACAAAUACAUUUACAUGUAUUUCGACAACAGGCUCACUCAGGUCCUCUACACGAAGUUCCACACCGACAGGACCCUGUGGCAGAAGGGGGGCUUCUCCGAGAAAUCUGAGAACGACACUCUCCUUGCCAACCCGUGGGCAAAUACUACGAGCACAACGGGCAAUGCGCCUUUCGACCAAGAAUUCUAUCUCAUCUUGAACGUUGCUGUCGGAGCCAGGAACGGAUGGUUCGAUGAUGGUAAGGGCGGCAAGCCUUGGGUCGAUGCGGCGACCAAUGCCCAGUGGACCUUCUGGGAUGAUGCUGACAAGUGGCUGCCGACGUGGGGGGAGGGAGACUCUCGAGGGAUGACGGUACAGUCCGUGAAGAUGUGGAGAUCUGGUGCCUGCGGCGCCACUGAGCUGUGA
Messenger RNA from Diaporthe amygdali, 1293 nucleotides. RefSeq names its product gram-negative bacteria-binding protein 1 precursor. The coding region runs from base 1 to 1293 and encodes 430 amino acids. The transcript is spliced from 4 exons. The record is from RefSeq and is a predicted model, not a curated record. Gene Ontology annotation, biological process: carbohydrate metabolic process. Gene Ontology annotation, molecular function: hydrolase activity, hydrolyzing O-glycosyl compounds. Lineage: Eukaryota; Fungi; Ascomycota; Sordariomycetes; Diaporthales; Diaporthaceae.